AUGGGGGUAAAGUCAGCAACAGAAAUUAUCACACAUUCCAUGACAGAGGAAGACCCCAAUAAAAAUAUACAAUAUUCAGAGGGGGAAUUAGCGAAAAAGCCCAGAUGGGGUCCAGAACAUGCAGGUGCAAAGGAACUGGCCAGCAAAUAUACUGCCGGUAAAAGGUUUCAAGAAACUGUAUGUCUUUUCGUAAGCCUUAUCCUUCUGUUCAUCAAUUUCAUCUACCUGGUCAUAUAUUUUGACCCUAGUCAGUGGCAUAUGAUCCUUCUGUGUGCAUUACUUGGAAUUGUCACGGCUGACUUCUGCAGUGGUCUUGUUCAUUGGGGUGCUGAUACAUGGGGCACUGUUGAGAUUCCUAUAGUUGGCAGUGGCUUUAUUCGUCCAUUUCGAGAACACCAUAUAGACCCCACAGCUAUAACUCGCCAUGAUUUCAUUGAGACAAAUGGAGACAACUUUGCUGUUGUUAUCCCAUUUACUGGGUACACGGCUUAUCAGUUCUUUUGCAUGACACCUCAAGAUAUUGCAGAAACAUACAACUGGAAAAUGUACAUAUUUCUACUUUCAGUCUUUGUUAGCCUUACCAACCAGUGCCAUAAAUGGUCUCAUACAUAUUUUGGUUUACCAUGGUACAUCACUCUACUGCAGGACAUGCAUGUUAUUCUUCCAAAAAGACACCAUCGGUUUCACCAUGUGGCUCCACAUGAAACAUAUUACUGCAUCACUACAGGCUGGCUCAAUUACCCAUUGGAAAUGAUAGGUUUCUGGCCUUGUGUGGAAAGACUCAUUGAACAUUUAACAGGUAGCAAGCCUCGUUCUGAUGAUAUGGCAUGGGCCAGCAAAACACAUUAA
Molecule: messenger RNA, 849 nt
Organism: Candidula unifasciata
Lineage: Eukaryota; Metazoa; Mollusca; Gastropoda; Stylommatophora; Geomitridae
Source: the annotation of a GenBank genome assembly